This is a messenger RNA of Exophiala spinifera, 657 nucleotides long. RefSeq lists its product as uncharacterized. Gene Ontology annotation, cellular component: MIS12/MIND type complex. The transcript has 2 exons. Bases 1 to 657 code for a protein of 218 amino acids. The record is from RefSeq and is a predicted model, not a curated record. Gene Ontology annotation, biological process: chromosome segregation. NCBI's taxonomy places the organism in Eukaryota, Fungi, Ascomycota, Eurotiomycetes, Chaetothyriales, Herpotrichiellaceae.
AUGACUACACGGCCCUCCAUUUCACCUUCCCCUCCACCAGAAGCGCCAGUCGCGUCCACACCGGGGCCUCGUGCUGCGGCGCUCCAGAAAGUGUUUGCAGGCGCAUUAUCGUCCUCGAUCAGAGCAAACUCUUACGCCAACUUCAGCUCAUGUUUCCCGACACCGGCGAAAUAUUGUCCGACGGCACUGGAAGGAGUAUGGAAGCAGCUUAACACCAGACUGGAAGAAGAAUGUACACGCGACUUUGAGAAGAUCCUCGAGGAACGACAUGUCAUUGAGGGGCUCAAUCAAUGGGACAGCAUGAUUGAAGAUGCAAGAACGAGGAAGAAUCGCAGCGUAGAAGGCGAGGUGCCCGACAGGCCACUACAUACCCUCUCUGCGGACGAACUGUACAGCGCUCAUGUGACACCCUAUUUGCAGCAGGCCAAAGCAGAAUUAUGCUCCAAAAUACAAACAACACAGCAAGACAACGCGAUGAUGGCGACGAAAGUCAACGACGAACGAGCUGAAAUUGAACAACUAUUAAAGGUCUUAGAAGGGGUCAUUCAGGACAUCGAAGGUAGUGUUGCUGCGAUGUAUGUGGACGAGCAGAACGGCUUCCAUGAACUGAAAAAUGACGUCUGGCAAAUGGAGCAAGAGGUGGCCGCAACAAGGUAG